UCCCUCCACCCCGUUCUACCACCGAUCGGGGCAGAGCAGGGCAAAACGUAGCCGAGGUGCCGUCUCCAAUCGGCGAGUUCCGCCGGCCAGAAACUAUGAUUCGGGCGGUGAUAGUGAUGAACACCCAGGGCAAGCCCCGCCUCGUCAAGUUCUACGACUUCCAGCCGCCGGAGAAGCAGCAAGAGUUGAUCCGCAGCGUCUAUGGAGUUUUAUCCGAGAGAGCAGACAACGUCAGCAACUUCGUUGAGGCAGACGCAAUCUUCGGCCCGGGUACUCAGCUGGUGUACAAGCAUUUUGCCACUUUGUAUUUUGUUUUUGUGUUUGAUAGUGCUGAAAAUGAGCUAGCUAUGCUUGACCUUAUACAAGUGUUCGUUGAGACUCUGGACAGAUGCUUCAAAAAUGUAUGUGAGCUGGACAUUGUGUUCAAUUUCAAUAAGAUGCAUAUGCUUUUAGACGAAAUUAUAUUUGGAGGCCAAGUGUUGGAAACUAGUUCUGAGCAAGUGCUGAAGGCCGUUGAGGAGAUUUCCAAGUUAGAGAAAUCUUCAAGUGCAAUCAGUCUUGUUCCCAAGUCUGUUUCAGCAAGAUUUGGCCGCUAGUUUUUACAUGUGCAGAAUAGAGUCCUAAGACAUUAAUGCAGGUUCCUUUUGUGGCUUGGUUAUUGGAUCGCAUGUGGGCUUGCUUGUACCACUUAAUCAAGUUGCUUUGGAGUGUAGACAAUGUUAUCUGAUGUCGGUGCACUAGCUCCAUUGCUGAGAUAAAAUUCUCUUAAUUCUUUGUUGCUGAGUAAAACAGUGAAGAUAUGUCUGACUUUACUAAUGGCAGAAAUUUGAUUUCCAUUAUGUUUGCACC
Molecule: messenger RNA, 849 nt
Organism: Phoenix dactylifera (date palm)
Lineage: Eukaryota; Viridiplantae; Streptophyta; Magnoliopsida; Arecales; Arecaceae
Product: Clathrin adaptor complex small chain family protein
Biological process (GO): intracellular protein transport; Golgi to vacuole transport
Cellular component (GO): membrane coat; AP-3 adaptor complex
Source: RefSeq, a predicted model, not a curated record